Messenger RNA from Nycticebus coucang (slow loris), 519 nucleotides. RefSeq names its product eukaryotic translation initiation factor 2 subunit 2-like. The record is from RefSeq and is a predicted model, not a curated record. The annotation marks the transcript as partial. The transcript has a single exon. Lineage: Eukaryota; Metazoa; Chordata; Mammalia; Primates; Lorisidae.
ACAGUCAAGGACAUCAUGCCAAUGUUUAAUUUCUUCAAUGGAUUCAUUUAUGUGAAUAUUUCAUACUAUGGGAUUAACAAUAAUUCAGGCAAGAACCUAGUGCGUGGUGGGAGAGGUAUCGGCAGGAUCCGUGCUGCUGCCAGGGCUUGGGGCUGACCUGUCCGAGUUCUCGUCCGUGCCGAGCCCACUCGAACCACAGCCAUGUCCGGGGACGAGAUGAUUUUUGUUCCUACUAUGAGCAAGAAGAAAAAGAAGAAGAAGAAGCCCUUUAUGUUAGAUGAGGAAGGAGAUGCCCAAACAGAAGAAAUCCAGCCCUCAGAAACAAAAGAAGUGGAGCCAGAGCUGACUGAGGACAAAGAUACGGAAGCUGAUGAAGAGGACAAUAGGAAAAAAGAUGGUUCUGAUGAUCUAGAUGACUUGAACUUCUUUAAUCAAAAGAAAAAGAAGAAAAAAACAAAAAAGAUAUUUGAUAUUGAUGAAGCUGAAGAAGGUGUAAAGGAUCUUAAGAUUGAAAGUGCA